Messenger RNA from Salvelinus namaycush (lake trout), 477 nucleotides. Its product is annotated as proteasome assembly chaperone 1-like. Gene Ontology annotation, biological process: proteasome core complex assembly. Lineage: Eukaryota; Metazoa; Chordata; Actinopteri; Salmoniformes; Salmonidae. The transcript is spliced from 5 exons. Gene Ontology annotation, cellular component: endoplasmic reticulum. Gene Ontology annotation, molecular function: proteasome binding. Bases 1 to 477 code for a protein of 158 amino acids. The record is from RefSeq and is a predicted model, not a curated record.
AUGUCGGUUUUAAUAUGCCAAAGUACUUGUUACAUUGCUGAGGACCAGCUGUUUGAAUGGACAGAAAAGGUGUUUGGCUGCCUUGAGUAUAGAGAGCUCAAUGUGAUGGUGCUUUCAGACAGCCCUGUGGCUGAGUACAAAAUGCCAGACUACCUCUACGGUAGCACCAUCCCCUUCAUACGCUCCCUCAAGAGCAGUGCUUACAAAUGCCAGGCCUUUUGCCCUGCAGUAGGGCAGCCCAGCAUCCUCACUGGACUGCCAGCUGCAGUACUGAGCCACUGCCAAGUCCAUCAGAUUCCAGCUGUUCUGUACCAAUGUUACUCUGAUGUCAUCAGCCCAGACUCAGUCACCAUGGAAACCUACAAACCUGCUCUGACAAGUUUAAGCAAGUUGGUUAAAUUGGAGUCUUGUCCGAGUGCAGACGUCCUCCGAAAGGUUGCUAAAAUCAGCGAGACUCAGAGUAACCUGUAUACUUAA